Messenger RNA from Rangifer tarandus platyrhynchus (Svalbard reindeer), 348 nucleotides. Lineage: Eukaryota; Metazoa; Chordata; Mammalia; Artiodactyla; Cervidae. The record is from the annotation of a GenBank genome assembly.
AUGUCCUGUGUGGAGGAGAUGAAUAAAGCAGGCUUUGGGGAGAGGAUGGUCCAGGGUCCCCAAAGAGCCCAGAUCCUGGGUCUGCUCUUCUCAGCACUUUGCUGUUUGAUUUUUUUUUUUUUCUUGGAUUCCAUGAGACACUUUCAUUUCCUUGAGGUAGUCUCAAUGGGUUUCUAUUCAUUGCAACCCAGUGAGUCCUGCCUGGUUAAAUCACUGACCCUGUCUGGUCCAGAGGAUCAUGAUGCGAGUUUCUACAGGAAAGGAUCCUUAGGUAAUAAGUGCAAAGUCGAGAGGGAGGCGAUGGGCGAUCAGGCCAACAUCAGAUACAGGACAAGGGAUGGCAAUUAG